AUGAACCGAUGUCACAUCGUGGUCUUUUCGGGCGGCAGCGCAGCGAACAAUCUCGUCGAUGUGUUUGGAAAGGUGGCACAGGAUAAGGAAUGUUCAUUGAGCUAUGUGAUUCCUAUCAGUGAUAAUGGAGGAUCUUCGAGUGAGCUUAUUCGGGUCUUCGGUGGUCCAGGCAUUGGCGAUGUGAGAAGUCGACUCGUGCGGCUCAUCCCUGAAGACCCCACCGGCAAAGACCUCGAAAAGAGUGCCAUAAAGGCGCUCUUCAACCACCGUCUAAGUUCGUCCCCGUCUCAGGCCCGCGUCGAAUGGUUAGACAUCGUCGAAGCCCGCCAUGCGCUGUGGCAGGAUAUCAGCUCCUCCAAACGCGAGCUAAUCCGAAGUUUCUUCAACACCAUCAAUCUUGAGAUUGUCAAGCGCGCCCGUCCUUCUUCGGUCUUCAAUUUUCAGUCUGCUAGCGUUGGGAACCUAUUCUUGACCGGAGCCAGGCUGUUCACGGGCAGUUUCGAAUCGAGUAUCUACCUGCUGAGUGCCAUAACGGGCGUCCCAGCGAAUGUAAACGUGAUACCGGCAAUCAACUCAAAUUUCUCACAUCAUAUCUCCGCCGGCCUUCUCGAUGGGACUGUGAUAGCCGGCCAAAAUGCCAUUUCUCAUCCUUCUGCCCCAUCAGCUCCCGCCCUUGUCCCCAAUUCCGGGCUAUUAGGCAAGGCUUCUGAAAUUACACCCGAAAGUCCAACAAGUCAAGAGCGUAAAGAGAUCUCCCUCCACGACCUCGUCGAGGAUGCAAACCUCCCGGGCUCGCUCCCCACGCUCCGCAAGCAGUACAUCAACUACGCCAAAACGCACACCGCGGACCUGCCCUCGCGCAUUUCCCGCAUCUGGUACAUCAACCCUUACGGGCAAGAGAUCCGGCCCGCCGCCAACCCGGCCGUCAUCUCCUCCCUGAGCGAUGCCUCGUGCAUCAUCUACUCCAUCGGCUCGCUCUACACAUCGAUCAUCCCGUGCCUGAUCCUGCGGGACGUGGGAGCGGCGAUCGCGGCGCGCAGCGUGCGGUUCAAGAUCCUGAUCCUUAAUGGGUCGCUGGACCGCGAGACCCGGAGCGCGUCUAUGGAGUUCGGGGCCAGGGAUUUCGUGCAGGCGAUUAAGGACGCGUGUGAUAGUUCGCGGGGUACGGUGGGAGAGUAUAGAGACUAUGUGACGCAUGUUAUUCAUCUGCAUGGAGAGGGCACGCCGAGGGUGGAAAGGGAAGAGUUGGCGGGGUGGGGCGUCGAGUGUGUGAGGAUUUAUGGGAGGAAAAUUAAUGGUGUGGAUGGGGAGGGAGGUAUGGUUUACGAUGGCAUAGCGUUGGUGCAGGCGCUGGAAGCUAUCUUGGGGAAGAGGGAUCUAAGGGGUGAUAAGUCGAGAAGGAAUACCUUAGAAGCCAACGUUUAUAGCCCAAGAAAGCUUGGUCCUUGA
Amorphotheca resinae ATCC 22711 is the source of this 1449-nucleotide messenger RNA. RefSeq lists its product as hypothetical. The record is from RefSeq and is a predicted model, not a curated record. The transcript is spliced from 3 exons. Gene Ontology annotation, molecular function: LPPG:FO 2-phospho-L-lactate transferase activity. Bases 1 to 1449 code for a protein of 482 amino acids. NCBI's taxonomy places the organism in Eukaryota, Fungi, Ascomycota, Leotiomycetes, Helotiales, Amorphothecaceae.